Molecule: messenger RNA, 843 nt
Organism: Sphenostylis stenocarpa
Lineage: Eukaryota; Viridiplantae; Streptophyta; Magnoliopsida; Fabales; Fabaceae
Source: the annotation of a GenBank genome assembly
AUGGAAGACCAAGCGCGCGAUGCACUACCACCUGGUUACCGGUUCUACCCGUCCGAGGAGGUGCUCCUCCGCUAUUACUUAACCAAGAAAAACGAGAACCGGGAGGGGGGUUUCAAAGGUUCUGAUUUGAUCAAGGAACUGGACCUGUACGAUCACGACCCCUUCGAAUUACCAGAAGUUGCGUGCUUUCCGUAUGGUUACGGAGGGAGGAAGAAACAUUGGUUCUGUUACACCGUUAAAGAGACCAAACGCGGAAGCAGAAAGGUUAAAAGCGGGUUCUGGCUGCGGAAGGGAAGGAUUCGGGAUAUUCGCGAUAACGGUGGGAUUGGGAACGCUGUUUUGGGCACGAGGUCGCGUUUCGUUUUCUAUGUCGGGAAUUCGCUGAAAAACGCUACCAAAACGGAUUGGAUUUUGUACGAGUAUGCAUUGGUUGACCAAAUUCUGGCGUCGUUCGUGCUUUGUCGUGUGGUGAAUAAGCCUCAUCAUAAGAAUAGUCCAUCAGAGAUUGGUCUCAGUUGUUGUGCUGAAGAGAGUGCCGCGGUGGCUGUGCGUCACGUUGGUGUUCAGCAUGAUGGAUGUAUCGGAGGUGAUGUUGAAGGUAAGGUGUGUGAUGAUGGUUUUGUUAAUAGAGAGGCUGAGGCUGCUGAGAAUCCAAUUAGGUGUGGUGGUGAACAUGAUGAUAAUGCUGCACCUGUUUCAGUUGCUCAGGGAAGUCAGCCGAUUCAUGAAAGGCCUUCUGGACUUCCCUGUGGCAGUUCAUUGUUCGUUGAAGCUGUGACAUCUCAGCAACAACUGCUGUCCAUUCUAGAGGAAGAUUUCAUAGAAUUGAAUGAUAUUGCAUGA